AUGGACGAGUCUGACGUGUCAUGGGAGGAGUUUUUCGCCACGUCACCACCUCUCGCAGAAGCUGACGUCAUCAAGGAGCAGCUUUCGGCCUUCAUCGUACGCCACGUCAUCAUCAGCAUCACGAACAUUAUGAGCGGCCUUCCCCAUGCGGCCUGCCAUGUCCAUGCGGCCAUCAUGCUGCCCCUGAUGAUGAAUGGCGACGCCCCCACUCCUGUUACCGCUCCCAUCGUGCUUCUCUUCGCCCCCAGCAUGACCGAGCACCACUCACUGGCCCCAGUCUCCAUGCACCCGCGCCCCUCCACACUCCACAGCCCCCAUCCUCCCUUUUCUGUCCCUCCCUCCCUUUUGAGGCGCCCCAAAAGUCGCCUGCCCCGCUCGCUCGUUCUCCCGUCUUCCCCGCUCUGCACGCCCACGUUUCAGUUUCAGUGCCUCCACGCCACGCUCGUCCCUGCUGCCCAUCCCUCCUCCCUCACCGCUCCUUCAGUGCUGCUGCCGUGUCAUGCACGGCAUAGGCGGGACCCCGGUGCUGCUGCACCCAUUCACCCUCCCUUCCCCCUCCAAGCGUCGCAGCAGCGUGGUGGUGCAUCCCUAGUCGUGUGUGUGACGUCAGGCGGCACAACACUGCCGUUAAAGCGCCGCUGUGUGCACUUCAUUGACAGCUUCACACCCCCCCUCCUCUCUUCUUUCCUUCCCUCCCCUCACCUUCCUUGCAGCAAGCAUCGCAGCAGCCUGGGGGCGCCCCACUGGCACUUCCUCGCCCAGGGUUACUCCGUGAUCUUCCUGCACAGGCGGGGCUCCAUGCGUCCCUUCUGCCGCGGCCUGCCCGAGUCUCCUCUCCUCACGUGCCUGCGAGCCACGCCCGCUGCUGACACCCCCCGGGGUGAGGGCGAGGGUAGUGCUGCCCAGUGCGUGCAGCAGGAGGGGCAAGGCGAGGGCAGUGGGCGUGGGGAGGAGGGAGUGAGCGGAGAACAGGGAGGCAGUGGGGAGAAGAGUGCCAGUGCGGCACAGAGCAGUGGCAGCGGUUCCGGGCGAAUGUACCUUGAAGCCAUUCCGCCCUACACAGAUGCUGUGCAUCGAGCCGUUCUCAUGUUCAAUCAGGCUCAGGAGGGAGGGCGGCUACUGCUGCUGCCAUUCACCACGCUCUUCCAGUACCUGCAGUUGCUUCGCCUUGUGGCAGAAGCCUUGAACCCCAUUGGUCCACGUGGCAUGGUCUACCUGGCAGCAGCAGUGUCUGACUUCUUUGUGCCCUGGCCCUCCAUGGUGGAGCACAAGAUCCAGUCAGGGGCGGGGCCGCUGGACAUCCACUUGGCGCGAGUGCCCAAGAUGAUUCCCCUCCUGCGCUCCCUCUGGUGCCCCUCCGCCCUCCUCGUCUCCUUCAAGUUGGGGAUGAGCAGCAGCACAUUGCACCGUAAAGAACCCCACUUCCUCUCCCCCAACCCCUCCCCUUUCUCCCCCCCGCCAGCUGGAGACGGACAGCAGCAUUCUGCUCAGCAAGGCGGACAGCAUCUUACCCCCCCCGCCCCCCUUUCUCCCCCCCAAUCCCCUCCUCCCCCCUGCCAGCUGGAGACGGACAGCAGCAUUCUGCUCAGCAAGGCGCGCUCAGCCCUGCAGAAGAACCAGGUGCAUGCGGUGGUGGCCAAUGAGCUGCUGACACGUGGCAGCAAGGUGGUGCUGGUGACGGAAGAGGGGGAGGAGGUGAUAGAACGGGGCGGGGGGGGGGUUGAGGGGAAGGGGGCAGUUGGAGACGUGGAGGAGCCACUGGUGAAGCUGCUGGCAGCCAUGCACCACAAGCACUGCCAGCGGGAUCGAUAG
Messenger RNA from Closterium sp. Naga37s-1, 1812 nucleotides. Lineage: Eukaryota; Viridiplantae; Streptophyta; Zygnematophyceae; Desmidiales; Closteriaceae. The record is from the annotation of a GenBank genome assembly.